UCGCACUAUGAAUAUUGGAUAUUGGACUACAUACACACCUUCAUUUGGGAUUUACGUUACGCAAAAUUUCUCGUAGGUUGUUGUGACAAGUCGUGACUUUCAAUUUAGUCUCCAUCGACGUAAAGAAUGAGUUAUACACCAGUCAAUAUAUUCGGCAGAGUUUGGGAUUCGCUUUCAGCUGUCCAUCUACAAGUCUUGGUGGUUUUUGUAUGUCUAGUUUAUCUUCUGCCUGUGGUUAAGAUUUUCCUCGCCUAUACUAUUGGAAAAAUUUUUUUCUCAAAAAGGAAGUAUCUGAAACAUGCAGGUGAAUGGGCUAUUGUGACUGGUGCCACAGAUGGAAUAGGUAAAGCCUACGCAGAAGAAUUAGCUAAAGAUGGUUUGAACAUUAUGCUAAUAAGUAGGAGUUUGGAGAAGCUGAAAAAUGUCGCCACAGAAAUUGAAUCAUCCUAUCAUGUAAAGACACGUGUUGUUGUUGCGGAUUAUACACAAAAUAAUAUAUACGAGUCAAUUGAAAAGGAAAUCAAUGAUCUUUCAUCUAUUGCCUGUUUAGUGAACAAUGUUGGCAUGAGUUAUUCACAUUUUGACAGUUAUACAUGCGCAAAAUUUAUCAAUUGCAAUUUUAUUCAAAAUAUGAUAGCAUGUAAUGCGCAAUCAGUAGCCAUAAUGACUUAUCUAGUCUUACCAAAGUUACUGAAACAAGGCAGAAAUGGUUCAGCUAUUAUUAAUAUCGGUUCAUUUUUAGGCUGUUUACCAUCACCUUACAUUACAUUGUACGGUGCAACAAAAGCGUUUGUUCAUCAUUUUUCAAGAUCAAUUAUGGCUGAACUGAAUCUUCCCCUUUAUAAUGAAGUGAUCAUUCAAACAGUCUAUCCACUGUUCGUGGCGACAGCUAUGUCAGGUGCCAAAAAACCGUCAUUAUUUAUACCAUCAGCUCGUAGCUAUGCCAAAAGUGCAUUAGAUAUGUUAGGUGUUGAAGAGUUUACAACGGGUUAUUUUGCUCAUGCAAUACAAGGUUAUUUAAUCAGUUCACUGCCUUUAUCAUGGGUACAUAACAAGUAUAAAAAGAUUGCUGAUAAGGCACGUAGAAAAUAUCAAUAGGAAAGGAGACGACUUCUAUUUUGGAUCGUAUACCGGAUUUAUUCUGUUAUCUAACAAUAUGAUCUUUCUCGAUAUUUAUGUAUGUUUCAUUUAUUGUGAUAUUGUAAUUAAAACAAUAAAUAUUGAUUUCUAAUGAUC
Messenger RNA from Heterobilharzia americana, 1236 nucleotides. Lineage: Eukaryota; Metazoa; Platyhelminthes; Trematoda; Strigeidida; Schistosomatidae. The record is from the annotation of a GenBank genome assembly.